GCGCUUUCUUCUUGGUCGCUAACCCUCGUUCCGGUCCAGUCGUCAGUCACUGGUAGAACUAGAAAUCCCCAAACCAAAGCAGCUUGAGAGGAACUCCUCUCCUCUAAGCGCCAAUUGGAGAAGAUGCUGAAGGCGAAGUCGUUUGACGGAGCCAACGUUUUCUUGUCGCGGAAACUCGUGCCUCCUGAAAUCUUCGACGCUCUUCACGACGCUCUCAAGAACAAUGGCGCCGAGGUCUUCCUUUGUUCCGAUCCUUCUCGCUCCGGCCCCGAAGAUUUCCACAUUAUCUCUUCUCCCGAUCAUGAGAAGUUUGAAGAUCUCAGAGCCAAGGGCUGUAAUUUGCUUGGUCCGCAAUGUGUGUUUUCAUGUGCGAAAGAGCAUAGGGCUCUGCCAAAACAAGGGUUCAGCUGUUGCCUUGCAAUGGAUGGUGUCAAAAUUCUGGCCUCUGGUUUUGACGUGGAUGAAAAGAGUAAGAUGGAAAAGUUAGUAACAGCAAUGGGGGGAGUAUUUCAGACUAAAGCAUCUUUGGACGUUUGCUUUGUGAUUGCAAAGAAUGUUCUUGCUGCGAAAUACAAGUGGGCUGUACACAUCUUGAAGAAACCAAUUAUUACAGUGGAUUGGUUGUAUCAGUGCUGGAAUGAGCAUCGAAUUAUUCCCCAUGAAUCAUUUAGACUCCUCCCUUUUUCUGGAUUGACUAUUUGUGUCACCAGAAUUCCAGCAGAUGAAAGGAAGGAAAUGGAAAAAGUUAUUAUACAACAUGGUGGAAAGUAUUCUGCUGAACUUACCAAGAAGUGCACACACCUUAUUUCUGAUGCUCCUGAAGGUGACAAAUAUAAGGUGGCCCGGAGAUGGGGCCACAUUCAUAUCAUUACUCGCAAAUGGUUUGAUCAGUCUGUAGCUAGAAGAGCACGUCUUAAUGAGGAGUCCUAUCCUGUUCAGGAUGGUUCUGUAUCUUCAAAUAAAAGUAUAAGAGGUGUAAAAACGCAGCUUAGCCAAGGCAAAGAUAUUGGCAAUUUGCAAUCUGCACCAUCCUCAGUGGCUACAGACACCAAUUCAACAAUGAUCCAUAGUGCUGGUUUUGUGGAUCCAGAUGUAGAAGCUACCCUCUCACAAAGGAUGUGCUCUACAUUCCCUGAUGCUCCAGCCAAUGUUAAACAGAGUGAUAGUGUAGAACCUAGUUUGCAGUCUCAAAGAAGUGAAAUAAAUCUGACAAACCUUGAUGAUUGUGUAGCUAAUGAUUCUCAAUCUGAAGACAGUGACCUCUACUUGUCAGAGUGUAGAAUAUUACUUAUUGGCUUUGAAGCUUCUGAAAUGCGCAGACUAAUUAAUAUGGUUCGUAGAGGAGGGGGCUCCCGAUAUGUUAUGUUCAAUGAUAAAUUGACACAUAUAGUAGUUGGAACUCCUUCGGAGAUUGAAAAGAAGGAGGUAAGGAGUCUGGCAGCUUUUGGUAUCAUUCAGGUGGUUAGGACCACCUGGCUUGAAGAUUGUGAUCGUAAAAAAAAAGAGAUCCAUGUUGACCAAAGACAUAUUGCACAUGAUUUACUUCUUCCUAAAGGAGCACUUACGGGAUUGACCAGUCUAAAUCAAGAUAAAGUCUCUGCUGUUCAUUCAAGCAUGCCAUCUAAUCCUUUAUCUGGUAGCGUAAGAGGUGGAAUUGGAAUGCCAUCACCAUUGGACGGAAACAAAGAAAAAAAACCAGAAAUCAACACGAGUGAUGUCAACUUUAUGGCAGCUGCAGCAAAAUCAUUGCAGCGGCGUAACGUUACUGCUGUAAAUGAUAAAAGUAAGGGUCAAGUAAGUGAUAAGAAUAAGGUUCCAAAGAGAGUACGACUUGAUUCAAGUACUCAAAAUGGGAAAAUUUCAAAUGUAUUUGCUGGUAAAAUAUUUGGAUUCUCAAGUUCCUUUCCUGAAGAGCGGAAAGGUGAAAUUGUACAAUGGAUAAAACAAGGAGGAGGUGAGGUAGUUGAUGCUUUUCUGAAGCAGAGUGUAAACUUCACAGUUGAGUGUCAUGGUGUAACACCAAAGUUAGUUUAUGCUUCCCAAACUACAUGGGUAUCAAGCCACUGGAUCCGCUCAUGUUUAGAGGAUGGAUGUUUGCUUAAUGUUAAUGAUCACAUUCUAUAUUCUCCACUCCCCUGCCGGAUUCCUUUCCCUGGAUUUGAAAACUUUCGAUUUUGUGUUUCGCAAUAUGAAGAGAAAGAUCGGCUGCUUUUGAAAAAUUUGUGCUUUGUUCUUGGAGCUAAAUUAGUAGAGACAUUGACAAAGAAGGUCACUCAUCUCAUUUGUAAAUUUGCAAGUGGACCUAAGUAUGAGGCUGCUUGUAAAUGGGGAAUACAUACAAUUACAUCUGAUUGGAUAUAUGAUUGUGUGAAGCAGAACAAACUAGUUCCUCUGAAUCAAUUUUCUCCAAAAGAAAUUACUGCUCAAGACCAAGAGGCUGGAUUGUGUACUAUGAGCCAGUUUCCUACACAAGCUGUUCGAAUGAUAUCUAGAGACGUUCCAUCCCAGUUUCCAAGUCAAUCAGAAGAGAUUAAAACAUCAUUAACUGGAAUUAUUGGCAGUAGAACUGAAAGUUUCAGAGAAGGAGCUAAACAUACUAGUGCAUUGCAUAAAAAGGCAAGGCUUUUGGAAGAUGAUGGUCAAAAGGAUCUGCUUUCUUAUGGGGUACAUCCAAGUGUUUCCAUCAACAAUGCUAAUUCCAUCAGAGAUGAUGUGUCCAAGGAUACAGAUGAAGCGUCUCAUGUUGUUCCUGAUGUAGCUGCAGCAAUUGAGGACUUGUUAGAGCAGACUAGUAAGAUUCAUGAUCAGAAGUCACCAGGGAGGACUGGUUGCGAUGAAAGUCUUUUCUCAUCCAAUUGCUCAACUCUCGGCCAAGACCAUUCAGAUACACAUUCCAUUGUUGGUUUAUCUAAACACUGGUUAAACAGGAGAAAGGAUGACAACUACAAUUCUUCUAGAGAUGGAAACAUGGGCAUGUAUGAUGGAUUUAGUGAAACACAGACCGACUCCCAGGUUGUUGGUUAUGAAGAAGAUUUGUCAGGCAGGCAAAUGCUUAUUGACAGGGUCCGUACCCGGAGUAGUAUGACUUGAGAUACUAGCUCCUGUAAAAAUGACCAAACAAAGAAAAUUGUCUUUAAAAUUACGGGAGAGUUAUCUCAUGUCUGGCAUUUGAUUCAGGUUUUUUUCUCCUUGACAUGGUAUCCCUUUGGAGAAAUGACUUUGUUCUGUAUUCACUGUCCAUCAAUGAGUUUCAAAGCAUCAAGAGAAUCCAAUUUAAGCUGCAUUUCUUAUUA
Humulus lupulus (European hop) is the source of this 3293-nucleotide messenger RNA. RefSeq lists its product as uncharacterized. Gene Ontology annotation, biological process: DNA replication initiation; mitotic G2 DNA damage checkpoint signaling; mitotic DNA replication checkpoint signaling. The record is from RefSeq and is a predicted model, not a curated record. The transcript is spliced from 17 exons. NCBI's taxonomy places the organism in Eukaryota, Viridiplantae, Streptophyta, Magnoliopsida, Rosales, Cannabaceae. The coding region runs from base 124 to 3090 and encodes 988 amino acids.